Molecule: messenger RNA, 1939 nt
Organism: Carassius gibelio (silver crucian carp)
Lineage: Eukaryota; Metazoa; Chordata; Actinopteri; Cypriniformes; Cyprinidae
Exons: 3
Coding region: 731-1939 (402 amino acids)
Biological process (GO): modulation of chemical synaptic transmission; positive regulation of AMPA receptor activity
Molecular function (GO): mRNA binding
Source: RefSeq, a predicted model, not a curated record
AGUGUCAUGAACUGUACAAGGUUUUAAAUGGGUGUAGUUUUCUUCCUCACCACCAGGGGGUCAUAGUGUGCUCCAUGGGUGCUAUAAAAGCUGAGGAAGUAGUAGAGUGAGACAGAGGACAGCAUGGUGUGCCUUGUGUUACUUCUCUGUACUGGGAGAUCAUCCUUAUUGAGAAACUUGGUUGUUUGCUGCUCAAUUAAGGAUUUUGGUUAUGGGCUUCCUUUUCCUUAUACCUCAACUCAUGCUAUGGGAAUAAUGUGGAGGUGCUAUCAUUGAAGAAGAGACUGAUGUACCUGGGCCUAUGGGACACUUCAUGUUAUGUGUCUGGACUUUAUCACAACAAUCAGUAUUCUUUACAAUUAUAAGGGUUUCUGUGGUUUAUUUUACCUUGGGUUAAUGUUUGAUUUCUACUACUGUUGUUUUAUUUCAUUUUUGUGUUUUUUUUGUGUAUGGUAGCAAUGGAAAUCUAUGUAGUAUAGAACUGUAUUGACAAGUGUUGGUUUUGGAUAUGUUAUGUUUGAAACAAAACAAGAACUUAAUUGGCAAACAUGUUUGAGAGAAAUCUUUAUUGAUGUAGCUGAGUGUAAUAUGAAGAAAUACAGUUGAUCCCUCCUUCUAAAAAUUGUAUAGCUGUUUUUUUGUUUGAGAGAUAGAGAAUCAGUUAUAGAUGGCGCCCGAACAGGGACAAAUCUGUAUUCAUUCUUAAUUACUCUGGUAUGCAGAAUAAGAAAUGGAAGACUUAAGUCCUGGUGAGAAGGAUGAGAGCGUGCCCAAUCCUGAUUUUACAGCUGGCCCAUUUGUGACACGUAGAGAACCUGUUAAAGAACUCAUAAAUACAUUGAGUGAGCUGUAUAUUAAUUCUGAAGAGGACGAUUCCAUUGCAGAUCCAGAUCCACCACCUCAUUCUACAACGCCUCUACUACCUGAUGAAAGGGAGGAAGCUGACUUGAACUUGUCCCUACAGGCAGUAAUAGAGGAGUUAAAAGGACGGGUUGUCAGCCUGGAGAAGUGCAGUGCAGAUUGUAUUCAGAAGGUGAGCCAGUGCUGUUCACAAGCAGAUCUUGAUGUUCAGUGUAGAUCCCUGGAGGAAAAGUUGGCCUAUCACAUCGACAGAGAGUGUGACAGAGUUAAACAAAUCGUAGAACUGAGUAUACAAGACUUGGGGAAGUCUAUGGUCGACUGUCUAAAAAGGAGAGAUCUACAGAUUGAUAACAAGCUAAGGUCGUGGGUACCAGUAACAUCAACUCCAGUAUCUAUAUCUGCUCCUGAGCAGUAUUCGACCAUAACACGUCCAGGUGUGAGGAAGACCCAUGCCAUUCCAUCAUCUCAGCAUUUAUUAGCCAACACUGAAACUGUACCUGCACCCACGUAUCUUCCCCCUGUUAAAGUAGAGUUUCCCCAUUUUGGAAGUGAGGGAGAGACUGAUCCGGUGUCUUUUGUCGAGCGGUGUGAAGAAUAUUUGGCCAUUCGACCCUUGAGUGACUCUGAAAUUCUCGCUGCUCUUACUUCAGUAUUGAAGGGUACGGCAAAAGAUUGGUGGUUAGCAGAGAAAAGAACUGUAUUGACAUGGAAUCAGUUUAAAGAAAUAUUUCUUCGCUCAUUUUUAAAUGACGAUUAUGAAGCUGAAGCUGAAAGAAGGCUGCUGGAGAGGAAACAGGGGUCUAAAGAGAGUAUACGUGACUUUGCAUUCCAUUACAGGGCAUUGUGCCUAAGAUGGAAGAAGGACAUGCCAGAGAGAGAAAUGGUACAAGCCAUAUUAAGAAACUGUAAUCCUCGUCUUGCCAGCUUGUUACGUGGAACAGUGAGAGAUGUUAGUGAAUUGGUCAGGAUAGGGACCCAAAUUGAGAAAGAUUUUGAAGAAUCCAAACGAUAUUGGAGCCAGGCUAAUUCUGAGUUGCAGAAGAAAAAGACUCCCAAUGAUCGAGACCCUUCAGUCUGA